Molecule: messenger RNA, 1364 nt
Organism: Coffea arabica (coffee)
Lineage: Eukaryota; Viridiplantae; Streptophyta; Magnoliopsida; Gentianales; Rubiaceae
Source: RefSeq, a predicted model, not a curated record
GGAAAAUGCCUCGCUAUGAUGAUCGCCAUGGUGUUACAAGGCUCUAUGUUGGCCGCCUUUCUUCAAGGACCCGUUCACGUGACCUGGAGGAUCUAUUUAGCAGAUAUGGAAGGUUUAUGGGCUUUUGCCCAACCUGGAGGUCUAUGGUGAGAGGUUGCCCUUGGUGGAAUUGGUCGCUUGUCUUGCAGAAUGUAUAGGAGACUUUGGCGAUUCUAUCUUAAUGUUAUUACAAUUUUUUUUGAUGGAAAUGGCAACAAUCUCAAACUGGUGUUAUAGUUCAUCUUUGAGGGGCGAAGUAUCAGUCCUUUGGUUCUAACGUGUUGAUGGCCUUACUGUUUGUGGCACCCAUUUACGCAGAGUACGUGAUGUGGACAUGAAGCGUGAUUAUGCCUUUGUGGAAUUUAGUGAUCCUAGAGAUGCUGAUGAUGCAAGAUAUAGCAUGAAUGGCCGGGAAGUAGAUGGAAGUCGUAUUAUUGUGGAAUUUGCAAAGGGGGUACCACGUGGUCCUGGUGGCUCCCGUGAUCGUGAUUAUCUUGGCAAGGGUCCAGCUCCUGGAACUGGGCGCUGCUUUAAUUGUGGAAUCGAUGGCCAUUGGGCUCGAGAUUGCAAAGCUGGGGACUGGAAGAACAAGUGCUAUCGAUGUGGUGAACGAGGCCAUAUAGAAAGGAACUGUCAAAACAGCCCCCAAAAGCUAAAACGCGGGCGCAGUUAUUCUCGAUCACCAUCUCCUCCUCGUCGUGGCAGGAGUCCAAGCCGUAGUUACAGCAGGAGCAGAAGCUACAGCCGAUCGAGGUCUCCACCAAGGAGGGAUCGUAGCAACGAGCGUGAGGAGAAAAGAUCUAGGAGCCCUAAGCGUCACAGGGUAUCAUCUCCACCACCAUCCAAAGGGAGGAAGCACAGCCCAACACCUGAUGAGAGAAGCCCCCGAGAGAGGGGCACUCCUUCACCAAGGGAUGGUAGGCCAACCAAUGACUCAGAGUAUAGUAGAAGCCCUAAAGAUGAUGCUCCAAGGGAUGAUGGUAUCAAAGAUAGGAGUCCUCUUGAAGAAAAUGGCCGUAGCCGAAGUCCUAGCCCCAUCCGUAGGGACAAUGGAAGCCCCGCUGAUAAUGAUGAAACCAAUGGUUCACCAAGGGGCAGUGAGUGAGAUAUGAAGUAUCUCAACUCUCCUUCAUUUCUGUGUAAUCUGUUUUGGGAGGUCUAUAUGUAUUAAUUUGGUGCUGGAACUCAUUAUCCCUGUUUCUAUGAGAUUUUAUACAAUCUAUUACAUUUGAAGAACGAUUUAAUCCACUUUGUUCUGUGUGUUGAUACGCCAGCCAAUUAGCCAAAUAAGUUGGCAGUUUGAUAAUACACUGAAUUUCUACUCC